Messenger RNA from Diaporthe amygdali, 363 nucleotides. RefSeq names its product endoribonuclease l-psp. The record is from RefSeq and is a predicted model, not a curated record. The transcript has 2 exons. Lineage: Eukaryota; Fungi; Ascomycota; Sordariomycetes; Diaporthales; Diaporthaceae. Bases 1 to 363 code for a protein of 120 amino acids.
AUGGAGACGAUGGCUUUUAUCACACAAAAGACGUCCCCUGCCCUUACUGAUCAUGCAGAAAGCCUACCUCGCCGCCGGCGCGUGGGCCCUAACCUCGAUCUCGACCUUCAUCCCGAACGCGAGGCUGGCGACCCCGAUGCCGCUCAGGAUGGGCUGGUGGUCCGGCAUGUACCUUCUCAUGUUCUCGACAAAGUGCCCGACCGCCUCUUCAGAGACGUCAGUGUGGUACAGCUUCACGGCGUAGACAUGCUUUCAGCUCGCGCCGGCCAGGCUGAGGGUGUGCGCCACGUUGUCGAAGGCCCGGUCAAUCUGCUUGAUGAUGUCUGUCUCAACCUCGCGGGUCUCGCGGUCCCAGCCGCCUAG